This is a messenger RNA of Leptopilina boulardi, 1989 nucleotides long. It is a transcript of the gene Dbp80, whose product is annotated as DEAD-box helicase Dbp80. Bases 179 to 1591 code for a protein of 470 amino acids. Gene Ontology annotation, cellular component: cytoplasmic stress granule; nucleus. NCBI's taxonomy places the organism in Eukaryota, Metazoa, Arthropoda, Insecta, Hymenoptera, Figitidae. The transcript has 7 exons. Gene Ontology annotation, molecular function: RNA binding; ATP binding; RNA helicase activity. Gene Ontology annotation, biological process: poly(A)+ mRNA export from nucleus. The record is from RefSeq and is a predicted model, not a curated record.
GAGCGCAUUUUAGUUACCAUUUUGUCUUCUGCGCAACCCUGAAAUAAAAUUUUUUUCUAUUAUUCAGAAUUUGAGAAUUUGUGUUUUUGUGAGAAUAAUUUUUAAUUAUUACACGUGAUAAAUAGAUUUGAAAGAAAAUAGUUUUUUUUUAAACGUGUAUGAAAACACUACAACAAAAAUGGCUACGGGAAAGAUAGACUGGGGAAAAUAUGCUCAAGAUCAGGAGAAAUUAGCGUCACAGGUGACAAAUUUAAAUAUUGAAAAAGAUAGUUCAGCUUCAAGUGAAACAGAUGAAAAUGCUGAACAAAUUUCAGCGGCUGACAAGUCAUUGUUACAAAAAAUUAUUCGCAAAGGUCUUGUUGAAACAACACGUGAUAUAGAGAUUCAAAGAAAAGAUCCUUCUUCACCUUUGUACAGCAUAAAAUCAUUCGAAGGCUUACAUUUGAAACCAGAAUUACUGAAAGGAGUCUAUGCAAUGGGUUUCAAUGCACCUUCAAGGAUACAAGAAACUGCUCUACCGACACUUUUAGCUGAUCCACCGCAAAAUAUGAUUGCUCAAUCGCAAUCAGGAACUGGAAAAACGGCUGCUUUUAUUCUUGCAAUGUUGAGUAGGGUAGAUACAUCAAAACCAUAUCCGCAAGUUUUGUGUUUAUCACCUACUUAUGAAUUGGCGGUACAAACCGGUGAGGUAACAGCAAAAAUGUCGCAAUAUUGCCCUGAGAUUAAAAUAAAAUUUGCAGUUAGAGGCGAGGAAAUUCGUAGAGGUUCAAAAGUAGAGGAUCAUAUUAUAAUAGGAACACCAGGAAAAGUAUUGGAUUGGGCAGUGAAAUUUAAAUUUUUUGAUCUUAGUAAAAUUAUUGUUUUUGUCUUGGAUGAGGCAGAUGUCAUGAUUGAUACACAAGGUCAUCAGGAUCAAUGUAUACGUAUUCAUAAAUUACUUCCAAGAACAUGUCAAAUGAUGUUUUUCUCAGCUACAUACGAAGCGGCAGUAAUGGAUUUUGCUGAAAUUAUUGUACCAAAUCCUUUAAUAAUUCGACUAUUGAGAGAAGAGGAGAGUUUGGAUAAUAUUAAACAAUAUUAUGUUAAAUGCAAAAAUAUGGAAGAGAAAUAUAUAGCAAUGACAAAUAUUUAUGGAAAUAUUACAAUUGGCCAAGCAAUUAUUUUCUGCCACACGAGACGAACGGCUGGAUGGCUCGCGGAAAAAAUGUCCAAAGAAGGACACGCUGUCGCUAUUUUGUCUGGUGAACUUACUGUUCAGCAACGAAUUGACGUAUUGGAUCGAUUUAGAAAUGGAAUUGAAAAAGUUUUAAUCACAACGAACGUUUUAGCUCGAGGUAUUGAUGUCGAGCAAGUGACAAUUGUUGUAAAUUUCGAUUUACCAAUGGAUCAAAGUCGAAAAGCUGAUUGUGAAACGUACUUACAUCGAAUUGGUAGAACCGGUAGAUUUGGAAAAUCGGGUAUUGCUAUCAACUUGAUUGACAGUGAUCACGCAAUGCAAUUAUGUUUGGAAAUUGAACAACAUUUUGGUAAAAAAAUUGAACUUUUAGAUACAGACGAUGUUGAUGAAAUUGAAAAAAUUGGAAAAAAUUAAAAUUCAUUUUCUCCUUUUUUUUACAUAAAGUUUAUAUGUAAACUAAAAAAAAAACGUGAAAGAAAAUAAAUUUACUUUUUUUAAAUUUCUCUAAUUAAUGAAAAAAAACAGUAAAUUUAAAAUUAAAAAAAGUAAAUUUUUCUAAUUUAAGAAGUUUUUACUAAAGACGUACUUUUAGGCUCAUUUGUUUAAUUAAGAAAACACUUUCAAAAUGUACAUUACACCAAGUUACGUAAAAUAAAAAAAAAAAUGUAACUCUUUGACUUAAUACUGUAUUUUUAAGAAUGUUUAUAAACUUACAAUUUUGCUUUUUUUGUAUUUAAAAUAACUUUAAAAUACUUUAUUUUGUUUUAUAAAUAAAAAAAAACAGUAUAAAUAAAAAUUUUAAUUUUUCUUUA